Messenger RNA from Sodiomyces alkalinus F11, 1163 nucleotides. RefSeq names its product glycoside hydrolase family 61 protein. The record is from RefSeq and is a predicted model, not a curated record. NCBI's taxonomy places the organism in Eukaryota, Fungi, Ascomycota, Sordariomycetes, Glomerellales, Plectosphaerellaceae. The coding region runs from base 95 to 808 and encodes 237 amino acids. The transcript has 3 exons.
UCUUCCCCGUCGAUCAUGUCUUUGAGAGGCACUCGUUAACGCUUUGAUCCCAACUUUAUUUCCCCUACCCGAGACUUACUUGCCCAACUUCACCAUGAAGCUCCUUCCCCUGUUCGCGGCCGGCAUGGCCAGCGCCCACACCAUCUUCACCUCUCUCGAGGUCGGCGGCUCUAACGCCGGCACCGGCCACGGCGUCCGGGUUCCCUCGUACAACGGCCCUAUUGAGGACGUCAACUCCAACUCCAUGGCUUGCAACGGCCCCCCGAACCCCACGACCCCCACCGACAGGAUCAUCACCGUGCAGGCCGGCCAGACCGUGUACGCCAUCUGGCGCUACAUGCUUUCCACCACCGGCACGUCCCCGGCCGACAUCAUGGACAGCAGCCACAAGGGUCCCACCAUGGCCUACUUGAAGAAGGUCAACAACGCCGCCACCGACUCGGGCGUCGGCGACGGUUGGUUCAAGAUCCAGCAGGACGGUCUCGGCUCCGACGGCAUCUGGGGCACCGAGCGGGUCAUCAACGGCCAGGGCCGCCAUGCCAUCCGUAUUCCCGAGUGCAUUGCGCCCGGUCAAUACCUCCUCCGUGCUGAAAUGCUUGCUCUGCACGGUGCCGGCAGCUAUCCCGGCGCCCAGUUCUACAUGGAAUGCGCCCAGAUCAACGUCGUUGGCGGUACUGGAACUAGGAACCCCUCGACCGUCAGCUUCCCUGGAGCCUACAGGGGCUCUGACCCCGGCGUCAGCAUCAGCAUCUACUGGCCGCCCGUCACCAACUACCAGAUCCCGGGCCCCCAGCUCUUCCAGUGCUAGACAGCCUAGACUAGUCACGACUUAUCACAAUACCUACACCCAAAGCUUGCGUAGUAUCUCACAGUCUACCCCGUUUUGGUGACCUGAGAGGGAGGGGUCCGGAUGAUGGGUAGUGUGUCGUGCAGAUGUAGAUCACCAGUGACGAGGAGCAUCUGCGGGGAGAUCUGAAGAUCAUCUCCUGAACGAUCGCCCGGUCAUCUGUUGUGUAUCUUGUGUAACGUUUAAGGACAUCUGCACAGUAACGGGGCUUUAUUCUUUUUCUUUUUUUUCUUCUUCCUAUAUAUUUUUCUUUUCUCUGACUCGUAACCCGAGUUUGGAAUUUUCAUAGAGAACACUGAUGAUAUACGAUAUGAGC